Messenger RNA from Pelmatolapia mariae (spotted tilapia), 5836 nucleotides. RefSeq names its product replication termination factor 2 (gene rtf2). Gene Ontology annotation, cellular component: nucleus. The record is from RefSeq and is a predicted model, not a curated record. NCBI's taxonomy places the organism in Eukaryota, Metazoa, Chordata, Actinopteri, Cichliformes, Cichlidae. The transcript has 9 exons. Gene Ontology annotation, biological process: mitotic DNA replication termination; site-specific DNA replication termination at RTS1 barrier. The coding region runs from base 100 to 1011 and encodes 303 amino acids.
CGUUGUUUGUUUACAACCCGAGAACUUCCUGUCUGAUGGGAGUAGCAUUUUGGUUUUUUGUGUGUGACUGAGCUAACUAGUUAGAAGUGAGCUUUCAAGAUGGGUUGUGAUGGUGGCACGAUUCCCAAAAGACACGAGUUGGUGAAAGGGCCCAAGAAAAUCGAGAAGGUUGAUAAAAAUGCUGAACUGGCUGCCAAAUGGAAAUACUGUGCAUUGAGUCAAGAGAAACUUAGACGACCCAUCGUCUCCUGUGAACUGGGAAGACUGUACAACAAAGAUGCUAUCAUUGAGUAUCUCCUGGAUAAGUCGGCUGAGAGACCCAAUGCUGAGGCUGUAGCACACAUCCGUGGGAUCAAGGAUAUAAAGGAGCUGAACUUGACUGAUAACCCUGAAUGGGAAGGAGAAAGAAGAAAUACAAAGGGAGACAGAUAUGAAGACAUUCAUUGUGGCAUGUUUAUUUGCCCUGUAGUUGGGUUGGAGAUGAAUGGCAAACACCGGUUCUGUUACCUCCAGACUUGUGGCUGUGUCUUUUCAGACAGGGCCCUGAAGGAAGUCAAGACAGAAAUCUGCCACAAGUGUGGGGAUCCAUUUAAAGAUGAAGAUAUCGUUGUGCUCAAUGGCAACAAGGAGGAGGUGGACAAGCUGAGAGAGAAGAUGGAAGAGAAGCGGGCUAAAGCUAAAACUAAGAAAUCAAAGAAGAGUAAAGCAACUGAAACGGUGUCAACAUCAGAAUCAAAAGACGGCACAGUGUCUCCUCCCAAUGAUAUAGCAGGAACAAGCUUGCAACAAAAUGGUGGUGACAGCAGCCAGUCAGCUGUGGCUGGACCCUCUGGAUCUUCCAGCUUGUCUAAAGCGACCAAGUCUUCAUCAGCCUCUGCUACAAAGAGGUCCAUCCAGGAUAUGAACGAAAAGUCAGAGGCUUUUAAGUCUUUGUUCACAACCCACAGUUCUGCCAAGCGCACUAAAGAGCAGACAUCCAACUGGGUCACCCACACCCCUUAUCACUUCUAAUAACUACUAAAGUGCAUAGAUCACAGUUUCUAGAUCUUUCCAGAAAUAUUAACAUAUUAAAAUAAAUCUUGCUGUGCAUACCAAGCACACACACCCAACCCUACAUGACCUCAGAUAUUGACAGCGAUAUGUGGGCUAAUUCCCAAUUUCUCUCUCCAGUUCCCAGUAGCUCAGUGUUUACAUGUUGUUAACAUUUAGUUACGGCUCCCUAAGUGGUUCAGAGUGUGUGCUUUGUAACUUAAUUCCUCCCCCAUGGAUUCCCUCACAUCCUCUUUGUUCUCAGUCACAGGUGCUUGAGGAAUUAAUACUAGGAUGACUGUAUUAUCAGUGGCACUCUGCUUCCCCCUAAUGGGCAGAAAAUAGCUUUUUAAUGUGCUCACAGCAUUGCUGCAUUUAUUUUAGUCCUUAGUUAUGAUAAGAAAAAUGAAAAAAGACAAACUGCCCUGCAUUUGAAAAGGCAGAUCCUCAGUAAUUAGUAUCUCCAGAUUUUCCUUUCCUCACAAAAUCUAGUUGUAUGUGCUUGGUAGCUAUUUAUUUUGGCUUAUUUUUUUAACAGGUGUAGCAGAUGACUUUCACUCACUUUUGUUCUUUUAAUUAGUUAUUUCUCAAUUGUUCUUUGAAACGGGGGAAAAACUAAAGCAUUUGGUGUAUUUGACUCCUCUGAUUUGCAAAAUAACCACCACAGCCAGAGACCAACAGCUUUAAUGCGAUAGGGGAAAUAUACUCAGUAACUAACGCUUUUUUUGUUUUUGUGCAUUUUUGUCUGGACUUUUAUGGAAGACCUUUAAAAUAAAAAGUUACAUUGUAUUACUGUCUCCAAUUGAAUUCAUAUUGAGGUUUAAUGUGCUUGUAUAGACAGUCAGUACAUUUACAACAUUUACAAAGAAAUAAAAAAAAUGCUUUGUUCUUCCUUUUUGCUUUUUUUUUUUUUGUAUCAAGCAAUGCCACAAUAAAUUUCUAUUCACAUUAUUUUAGUGUUCUUUUUAUGGUGCAGAUUAUAUUACAUCUUUGUGUUCUCUCUUCUGUAACACGUUACCAAGUGCAUAACAGAGCAUUAAUUAUCCAAGAUCACAAAAGCAAAACCAAAUCCCUGUUGUGCACUUGAAGGGAAACAUCACACCUAACACAAGCUAUAAAAAACUCUUACGCAACAAGUCUCCCUGCAGUGAUUAUGUGGACAGUGUCACAUUUUUGUAAUUAGGGCUUGUAUUUCACAGUAAUGAGACAACCAGGAAGCAACUAAAAAACAGACUCAGCAUAAAUCCACAAAAAAAAUAACUUUUGAGUAUUAGUGGCAUUACUUAGUGGGGUGGCUGUAGCUCAGGUGGCAGAGCAGGUCAGCCACUAAUCAGAAGGUCGGUGGUUCGAUCCCAGGCUGCCUCCUGGCUGUAUGCCAAAUAUCCUUGGGCAAGAUACUAACCCCAUGUUUGCCUACUGGUGGUCAGAGGGCCCGGUGGCGCCAGUGCAGCCUCGCCUCUGUCAGUGCGCCCCAGGGCAGCUGUGGCUACAAUGUAGUUAGUCAUUGCCAGUGUGUGAAUGGGUGAAUGACUGAAUGUAGUUUGGGGUCAUCCUAAGGACCUCAAAGCGGAACAAUAACGCUUUGGGGUCCUUAGGGACUGAGUAAAGCGCUAUACAAAUGCAGGCCAUUUACCAUUUAGGGAAAAAUAUUUGAACCCCUGCUGAUUUAGUAAGUUUGCCCACUAACAAAGAAAUCAUCAUUAUCAUCUAUAUUUUCAACGGUAUGUUUAUUUGAACACUAAGAGACGGAACAAUAACAAAAAAAGAAUGGAUUUCAAAAAAGUUUUUAAUUUCAUCCAUUCGCAAUUUAAUGAAGGAAAUUAUUAUUUGAUCCCUUUGCAAAACGUGCUUUAGUACUUGGUGGUAAAACCUUUGUUGGUGUCUUGCAGUUGGCCACAAAGUUUUGCACACAUCUCAGGGAUUUUGUCCCACUCCUCUGCAGAUUCUCUCCAAGUCAAUAAUGUUUCGUGGCUGAUGUUCGGCAACUCGAACCUUCAGCUCCCUCUAAAGAUUUUCUGUGGGAUUAAGGUCUGGAGACUGACUAGGACACUCCAAGACCUUAAUAUGCUUGUCGCGCUGACCUAGUAGGUGUGGCUGUUACUCUUCUCUUCCUCCUCCUGCCCACUACCUGCUCUGUGCUGCUGCUUGCGCGUGCCUGCUGAUUAGACCUUGUGUGCAAUCUACAACUAAGCGCGGCCUGGUGCGCGCCGCUCCGCCAGUUGAGCUGAAUUAGAGCAAUCAAGGGCUGGCAUGCCUAGUAGACCUUAAAAUGCAUGCAGCAGUCAUUUGACCCGGGUGCGACAUACUGAGAGGACAGCAAACAAAGCACAAUCCACUUUCCACUGUGAGGAGGAUUUUGAGCUAGACGGGCUAUCGGUAAGCUCUUGGACUCAUAUUUGCUGCUUACGUGUUUGGGAACUGUGGAAGCUCAAUUGUGGAAAUGUGCUUAUGCUUUGGGAAAUAGUUACUGCAUUUAAGUUUAAAAAAUUAUAUUGAACUUUUGUCUAUAUUAAAUGGCUUUACUGAAGUGUAUAUAUUUUUAUUUUAUUUGUAUUCUAUUGCAUUUAAUUUAUCUGAGUGAUUAAUGAAAUGUUCUUUAUUUUUUUGUUUAAAGGUUUUUCACCUACCUACCUAGCAAAACAGCUAUCUAACUAGCUAACUACCUGAUUGACUGAAUGAACCUGAAACUGGUCAAAAAUUGAGUGAAAUUCAAAGUCUGGUCUUUUCAAGUGUGGGCACCUCACAGACAGAACACUUGACAAUGCUUCUUCUUGAGCCAGUCCUUUGUUGACUUGGCUGUGUGUUUGGGAUCAUUGUCAUGCUGGAAUACACAUCCACGACACAUUUUCAAUUCCCUGGGUGAGGGAAGGAGGUUCUUACCUAACCAUCCUCCCUUUGAUGCAGUGCAGUUGUCCUGUCCACUUGGGAGGAAAAACACCCACAAAGUAAAUUGUUUCCACCUCCAUGUUUGAUGGUGCGGAUGGUGUUUUUGGAGUCAUAGACAGGAACCUUGGAGUCAUUUUUGACCAAGACAUGUCCUUCAACGCACAUAUUAAACAAAUAUGUAAGACUGCUUUCUUCUAUUUGCGCAACAUCUCUAAAAUGAGAAAUAUCCUGUCUCAGAGUGACGCUGAAAAACUAGUUCACGCAUUUAUUACUUCCAGGCUGGAAUACUAUAAUUCAUUAUUAUCAGGAUGUCCUAAAAACUCCCUGAAAAGCCUUCAGUUAAUCCAAAAUGCUGCAGCAAGAGUACUGACAGGGACUAGAAAGAGAGCAGAUUUCUCCUGUAUUGGCUUCCCUUCAUUGGCUUCCUGUUAAAUCCAGAAUUUAAUUCAAAAUCCUGCUCCUCACAUACAAGGUCUUAAAUAAUCAGGCCCCAUCUUAAUGGCCUUGUAGUACCAUAUCACCCUAUUAGAGCACUUCGCUCUUGCACUGCAGGCUUACUUGUUGUCCCUAGAGUAUUUAAAAGUAGAAUGGGAGGGAGAGCCUUCAGUUUUCAGGCCCCUCUUCUGUGGAACCAGCUUCCAGUUUGGAUUCGGGAGACAGACACUAUCUCUACUUUUAAGAUUAGGCUUAAAAUUUUCCUUUUUGCUAAAGCAUAUAGUUAGGGCUGGACCAGGUGACCCUGAAUCCUCCCUUAGUUAUGCUGCAAUAGACGUAGGCUGCCGGGGAUUCCCAUGAUGCAUUGAGUUUUUCCUUUCCAGUCACCUUUCUCACUCACUAUGUGUUAAGAGACCUCUCUGCAUUGAAUUAUGUCUGUUAUUAACCUUUCUCUCUUCCACAGCAUGUCUUUUUCCUGUUUUCCUUCUCUCACCCCAACCGGUCGCAGCAGAUGGCCGCCACUCCCUGAGCCUGGUUCUGCCGGAGUUUCUUCCUGUUAAAAGGGAGUUUUUCCCUUCACACUGUUGCCAAAGUGCUUGCUCAUAGGGGUCAUAUGAUUGUUGGGUUUUUCUCUGUAUCUAUUAUUGUACGAUCUACUGUACAAUAUAAAGCGCCUUGAGGCGACUGUUGUGAUUUGGCGCUAUAUCAAUAAAAUUGAAUUGAAAAAAUUGAAUUGAAUUUCUUCUCCUCCCAACAUGGCGAGUUGAGUUGAUGCCAAAUAACUGAAUUUUGAUGUCACCUGACCACAACACUUUCCCCCAGUCCUCAUCUGAAUCAUUGAGAUGUUCAGUGGCAAACUUUAAACGGGCCUGCAUAUGUGCUUUCUUGAGCAGGGGGACGUUGCAGGCACUGCAGAAUUUCAGUCCUUCACGUCUUAGUGUUUUACCAACUGCUUUCUUGGUGACUAUCGUCCCACCUACCUUGAAAUCAUUGACAAGUUCCUUCUGAGUAGUUCUGGGCUGAUUCCUCAACAUUCUCAUUAUCACUGAAACUCCACGAGGUGAGAUCUUGUGUGGAGCUCCAGAACGAUGGAGUCUUGCAGUUAUUUUAUUUGCAAAUAAUCGCACCAACUGUUGCCACCUUCUCACCUUGCUGCUUGGCGAUGGUCUUGUAGCCCAUUCCAGCCUUGUGUAGGUCCACAAUCUUGUUCCUGACAUCCUUGGAAAGCUCUUUGGUCUUGGCCAUGGUGCAGACUUUGGAAUCUGGAUAGACUGAUUGCUGCUAUGGACAGCGUAACGAGUUGAGAAGGCUCCUAAUGUCAGCUCGUUACCUGUAUUAAGAAAUCUUGCUGAUUGAUCGGGGAUCAAAUAGUUGUUUCCUUCAUGAAAAUGUGAAGAAAUUUAUACCUUUACUGAAAUGCAUUUUGUGGAUUUUUUGUUAAUGUUCUGUAUCUCACUGUUCAAAUAAACCUACCAUUGAAAUUAUA